Thyridium curvatum is the source of this 2835-nucleotide messenger RNA. RefSeq lists its product as uncharacterized. Gene Ontology annotation, molecular function: protein binding; histone H3K36 methyltransferase activity. The transcript is spliced from 3 exons. The record is from RefSeq and is a predicted model, not a curated record. Lineage: Eukaryota; Fungi; Ascomycota; Sordariomycetes; Thyridiales; Thyridiaceae. Gene Ontology annotation, cellular component: chromatin; nucleus; chromosome. Gene Ontology annotation, biological process: regulation of DNA-templated transcription. The coding region runs from base 1 to 2835 and encodes 944 amino acids.
AUGGAGGAUGGGGAGCGCACGACAGGCGCGGCGGGCAGUCCCAGCGUGGGCGAGAAGUCGGCCAUCAACGGAAGCAGGGUGAAGAAGGAGCGUGGCAGCAGAUCCCCGAGUCCGAGUGGUUCUCGACACCAAUCAAGAUCUUCGAGCAUGUCACGAGGCGAUGUCAAACCGGGCAGCGACAGUGCCUCGACUCCCGGCACAACGCCAGCGCCGAAGCUCACGCGCAAACCCUCGCAGCGGGAAGCCGGCCGCGCUGCUCCCCUCUUCGACCACCUCACCGAUGUUACCGAGCAAUCAUGUCAGCACUUCCAGGUCAUCACCGACUGUCUGUACGGUUCAAAACACAUGGGCUCGUCUGAACACGAUGUCCUCGAUUGCGACUGUGCUGAGGAGUACCGUGACGGCCGCAACUAUGCGUGCGGAGAAGACUCUGACUGUAUCAACCGAGCCACCAAAAUGGAAUGCGUCGAUGGCGACUGUAACUGCGGGCGAGGGUGUGAGAAUCAGCGCUUUCAACGCAAGCAAUACGCCGACGUCUCGGUGAUCAAGACAGAAAAGAAGGGGUUCGGUCUCCGAGCGAAUUCGGAUCUGCAAGCUAACGACUUCAUUUUUGAGUACAUUGGCGAGGUCAUCAACGAACCGACUUUCCGGCGGCGCAUGAUGCAGUACGACGAUGAGGGCAUCAAGCACUUCUACUUCAUGUCGCUGACCAAGCAUGAGUUUGUCGACGCCACCAAGAAGGGCAACCUGGGCCGUUUCUGCAACCAUUCGUGCAACCCCAACUGCUACGUCGACAAAUGGGUUGUGGGCGAGAAGCUGCGCAUGGGUAUCUUUGCGGGGCGGAACAUCAAGGCCGGCGAAGAGCUGGUCUUCAACUACAACGUGGACCGCUAUGGCGCUGACCCCCAGCCUUGCUAUUGCGGCGAGCCGAACUGUACCGGCUUCAUUGGCGGCAAGACCCAGACGGAGCGUGCCACCAAGCUUCCUCUGGCGACCAUCGAGGCUCUGGGUAUCGACGACGGUGAUAGUUGGGAUACCGCGGUCGCCAAGAAGCCACGCAAGAAGAAGCCCACCGAGGACGACGAAGAGUACGUUAAUAGGGUACAGCCUCGCGGCCUCGCGGAGGACGGUGUCACAAAGGUCAUGGCGGCGCUCAUGCAGUGCAAGGAGAAGUGGAUUGCAGUCAAGCUGCUCAGCCGCAUCCAGCAGGCCGACGACGAGCGCGUGCUGCAUCGCGUGGUCAGGAUGCACGGCUACCAAAUCCUCAAGACAACCCUCACCACAUUCAGGGACGACGCCAACGUCGUCCUGCAGAUCCUCAAUGUUCUCUACAGUUUCCCCAGAGUGACCAAGAACAAGAUCUCGGAUUCCAAGAUCGAGACUACGAUCGAGGAGCUUGCUUCGUCAGACCACGAAGACAUUGCUGCCGAGUCAAAGCGCCUGCUACAGGAAUGGAGCACGCUCGAGACAGCCUACCGCAUCCCGCGGAAGAAGUUCGAUCCCACGGCAACGCCCGUGGCCUCGUCAUUUGACUCGCGACGUGGCGCAGGGCGCGAGCCCGAAGUUGUCAACAAGCCUCCCUCUCCUUUCCAUAACGUGUUGAUCCCCAAAGGACCGCGCAGCAACAUGCCCCAGCGCAACAACAGGUUCUUCAACCAGCAGCGACCUCGGCGCUCGCAAAACUAUGGCCUCCCCUCCGGGUGGUUCUCCGCCACUGAUCAGUCCGGUAACACCUACUACUACACCAAGAGCGGCACCACCACCUGGCAGAGGCCUACAGCCCCCGCGGACAAGCCGGCAGCGACCAAGGGCCCCUCUCAGGCGCAACAAGAUAAGGAUGCUGUUCAGAACAUUAUCGACAGCUUGACUCGCGAUCCGCCGCUGCGCAAAUCGAAAUCCCAGACUCAGACCCCCCAAGCUGCCGACACACCUGUUCAGGAGGCAAAGAAGGAGAAGUGGCGUUCUUACCCGAUCGAGAAACAGAAAAAGAUCUACGAGAACACACUUUUCCCCUCCAUCAAGUCCAUCACUGACAGGUACCGCCACAAGCUGCCGAAGGAGGAGCUGAAGCGCUUCGCAAAGGAGGUCAACAAGAAGCUGGUGGAGUCUGACUACCGCCACGACCGCGUGUCGGACCCGACGCAGGUCACGGCCAAGCAGGAGAAGAAGGUCAAGAGCUACGUCAAGGACUUCUUUGACAAGGCCGUGAAGAAGCACCAGGAGCGCGAGGGCCGCCGCGCCGAGCGCGCCGUCACGGAGGGCUCCGGCGCCCAGGCGGCCGAUGCGACGACGACUAUGGAUCUGGACACGCCUGCCAAGGAGGGCGCGGAGGACGUGGCCAUGAGCGACGACGAGAACGCCGCCUCGCCCGCGUCGUCGGACCGCAAGCGCAAGCGGGCCGACGAGAACGACGGCGAGGACGCGUCGCCCACGAGCCUGACGCCGUCCGAGGCGCCGCCGUCGGUCAAGCGCCUCAAGGAGGACGACGAGGCCGCGCCCAGCCCGCCGUCGCCUCCGCCCCCGCCGCCCGAGAGCGCUAGAGGCGCCGCCAUCGCGGAGGAGCAGGAGCGCAUGCGCGAGCAGGAGGAGGCGCUGAUGCGGGAGAACGAGGAGGCGCAGCGCCUCGCCGACGAGGCGGAGAAGCGCGGGGAGCACAACGGGGAGCACGGCGGCGGCGGCGGCGGCGGCGAUCCCGCGACCAACGGGGUGGUGGCGAAGAAGCUUGGCCGUGAGCAGCAGCACCCGGCGGCGGUCAACGGCGCGGUGGGGGCUAUGGACCUCGACGAGGAGCUCGGCAGGGAUCAAGUCCGCCAGCACGAGGUACUGGGGCAGUGA